Closterium sp. NIES-65 is the source of this 786-nucleotide messenger RNA. The record is from the annotation of a GenBank genome assembly. NCBI's taxonomy places the organism in Eukaryota, Viridiplantae, Streptophyta, Zygnematophyceae, Desmidiales, Closteriaceae.
AUGGCCGAAGAGCCUAGCGCGGCAAAAGUAAAGGCUGCGGCGUCUCCGCCUAAACCGGUGGCUGACAACCCCUUUGAGGCAAUGCCCUGCGCAUCUGCGCAACCGGCAAGUGGAUCUCGUCGGGAUGAGACGGUUGCCGAUGACGCCGUCGUGAUGAGCCGCGCCGAGCUCGAGGCGCUGAAGACGGCGAGAGACGAGGGCGAGCGUCGGAUUGCGCGGCUGGAGGCGCUGCUGCUGGCCAUAAACGAGAGGGAAACGCAGAACAAGAGGUCGAGGAGUCUGAGGGAGAAACGGGCGCAAGGAGAUGCGCAGCCGCGCAAGCGCAGGUGGGUCGAAUCGGGCUCGGAGGACGCGACAUCGGAGGAGGGAGAGGAAGAAGAUGCAGAGGCGGAGCUAGUGAGGGCACGCCGUGUGGUCCGGCGGCGCCACAUGACAGUGUCGAGCUCACCCAUACUUCAGGAGGCAUUUGAUUUCCUGCCGUCCGGCAAAGCAUGGAAGGUUACCGACACGGUUCUUAACUGGGACAAGCGCAAGGCCCGCCUAUCAAACUCUGCUGGUGGCAACGCGGAGGUGGUGAACGGCCUCCACCAGGUCGCGGAGGGGGCACUGGCGCAGGCGAUCCAAGACUUCAAGCCCAAGUACGAUGCUGAUGCCCAGGCGUGGGUAUGGGGGGAGCACGAGCUGAUGCUGUCCUCGUGCGGGCUAGAGCACUUGAUUCCAGGCCGUUACGCGCAGAGGGCGCCAAUCGUGGAAGAUGGUGGAUCGGUUUCUCUGGGCACUGACUGA